This is a messenger RNA of Cajanus cajan (pigeon pea), 1269 nucleotides long. Its product is annotated as Leucine carboxyl methyltransferase. Lineage: Eukaryota; Viridiplantae; Streptophyta; Magnoliopsida; Fabales; Fabaceae. The record is from RefSeq and is a predicted model, not a curated record. Gene Ontology annotation, biological process: methylation. Gene Ontology annotation, molecular function: methyltransferase activity.
CAUCCAUGCUUGUGUGUGGUUCUCUUUUCCUUAUCUUUAAACUCCUCUAUAUAUAAAUAACAUGCAUUAUCUUCUUCAGAAACCCUCUUAAACUCUUAUUUUCUGUAACACACAAUCAUGUCAGAUAAAGUAAAUGGCUUGCCUGAAGACCAAGAGCUAAAGCUUCCAGACUUGUUGAACAGUGAUGCUGUUAGAGAAAUCCAUGCAACUAUUGAAAAAGAAUGGGGUUUCCUUCAAAGGUCAGCUUGUCAAACUGCUGCGGGAAGGGCUCUGUGGAAGCAUGCUAUCCAUGAUCCACUCGCUGACUUACUGGCAGGGGAGACUUACUUGAAAAAUCUCCAUGAAAAGAUCAAGAAAGACCGUCUCAGCAAUGCUCGUGAAAUUUCUGGGGUCAUUCUUGCGGUUCGAACCCUUUGGUUUGAUUCUAGACUACAAGAUGCCCUUAAUUCCCCAAAUGGAAGAGCAGCACAAGUUGUUCUCCUUGGUGCAGGAAUGGACACGAGAGCAUAUCGUUUGAGUUGCUUGAAGGAUAGCGAUGUGUUUGAGGUUGACUUUCCAGAAGUCUUGGAUGUAAAAACCACUAUUUUACAAGCGGCUAAGGACUCAGCAUUCGACUCCCAGCAUAUUAUUAUGUCCAAAGCCAAAUCCUUAACCAGAGUAGCAGCUGACAUAAAAGAAAGUGACUGGAUGGAAAAGCUUGAGAUUGCAGGGUACUUGCCACAGAAGAGCACCGUUUGGAUUCUAGAAGGUAUACUCUACUACCUCACCCAAACCCACGCCAUGCAAGUGCUAAGGAUUUUAGCUAACAAAUGCACCCUAACCCACACAGUCCUCUUAGCAGACUUCAUGAAUAAGCCGUCAACAACACUAUCCAAUUCAGCCUUCCAAUUUUACAGCGAUUGGCCAGACCAUCUCUUGCCAUCCAUUGGCUUCACUCAUGUAAAACUUUCACAAAUUGGAGACCCAGAUGCACAUUUUGGUCUCUUAAAUGAUCCGUUAAAUCUCUUCAACAAGCUCCGCAGCUUGCCUAGAUCAUUACAGACCAAUCCAGACGAUGGAACGCCAUGCUGUCGAUUGUACCUGGUGGAGGCUUCAGGUUCACCAGAUCAAAAUGCUUCACAUAAUGGGCCAAUCACUCAGUCCUGAUACGUAUAACCUUGUCCGCAAUUCAGGUCUACUCAUAGUCUUGUCUAGAUGCAUCCUCAUUAAUUGUAUUGCACAAUAGCACAUGGAAAGUAGAUAUCAAAUUUUAAUUUGCCACUUCGUCCA